Molecule: messenger RNA, 10982 nt
Organism: Peromyscus californicus insignis
Lineage: Eukaryota; Metazoa; Chordata; Mammalia; Rodentia; Cricetidae
Gene: Abca2
Product: ATP binding cassette subfamily A member 2
Exons: 48
Coding region: 85-7389 (2434 amino acids)
Biological process (GO): transmembrane transport; lipid transport
Cellular component (GO): membrane; intracellular membrane-bounded organelle
Molecular function (GO): lipid carrier activity; ATP hydrolysis activity; ABC-type transporter activity
Source: RefSeq, a predicted model, not a curated record
CGAGCGGCGCGGCGGGCAGCGGGGCCCGGCGGGGCGUGCAGAGGAGCGGGCCGCGGCGCUGAGGCGGCGGAGCGCGGCCCGGCCAUGGGCUUCCUGCACCAGCUGCAGCUGCUGCUCUGGAAGAAUGUGACGCUGAAGCGCCGGAGCCCGUGGGUCCUGGCUUUUGAGAUCUUCAUCCCCCUUGUCCUCUUCUUCAUCCUGCUGGGGCUGCGACAGAAGAAGCCCACCAUCUCCGUGAAGGAAGCUUUCUACACCGCGGCCCCCCUGACGUCUGCCGGCAUCCUGCCCGUCAUGCAGUCGCUUUGCCCCGAUGGCCAGCGGGAUGAGUUUGGCUUCCUGCAGUAUGCCAACUCCACGGUCACCCAGCUUCUAGAACGCCUCAACCGAGUCGUGGAGGAGGGCAACUUGUUUGACCCGGCGCGACCCAGCCUGGGCUCAGAGCUUGAGGCCCUGCGUCAACAUCUGGAGGCGCUCAGCUCAGGCCCUGGCACCUGGGAAAGCCACUCAGCCAGACCUGCAGUUUCUUCCUUCUCUCUGGACUCGGUGGCCAGGGACCAGAGGGAGCUUUGGCGUUUCCUGAUGCAGAACCUGUCACUGCCCAACAGCACAGCCCAGGCCCUCCUGGCUGCCCGUGUGGACCCUUCUGAGGUCUAUCACUUGCUUUUGGGUCCUUUGCCUGCCCUGGAUGGGAAGUUGGGUUUCCUCGGGAAGCAGGAGCCAUGGAGCCGCCUGGGUAGCAAUCCUCUGUUACGAAUGGAGGAGCUGCUGCUGGCUCCUGCCCUCCUGGAGCAGCUCACGUGUGCGCCAGGCUCUGGGGAGCUGGGCCGGAUUCUUACCAUGCCUGAGGGUCAUCAGGUAGACCUGCAGGGCUACCGGGAUGCCGUCUGCAGUGGGCAGGCUGCAGCUCGUGCCCAACGCUUCAGUGAUCUGGCCACUGAGCUCCGGAACCAGCUGGACAUGGCCAAGAUUGCCCAGCAGCUGGGCUUGGAUGUCCCCAACGGCUCAGACCCCCAGCAGCAGGCACCGUCCCCACGGAGCCUGCAGGCACUCUUAGGGGACCUGCUGGAUGCCCAGAAAGUUCUGCAGGAUGUGGAUGUCCUCUCAGCUCUUGCCCUGCUGCUGCCCCAAGGCGCCUGUGCUGGCCGGGCCCCUGCAUCUCAAGCUAGCAGCCUGAGUGGAGUGGCCAACAGCACUGGACCAGGGGCGAGCACGGGUUCCAACACCACCGUGGAGGAGGGAACCCAGUCACCUGCGACUCCAGCCUCUCCUGACACUCUGCAAGGCCAGUGCUCAGCCUUUGUGCAGCUCUGGGCUGGCUUGCAGCCCAUCUUGUGUGGCAACAACCGCACCAUUGAGCCUGAGGCGCUUCGGAGGGGCAACAUGAGCUCCCUGGGCUUCACAAGCAAAGAACAACGGAACCUGGGCCUCCUUGUGCACCUCAUGACCAGCAACCCCAAAAUCCUGUAUGCACCAGCAGGUUCUGAAGCUGACCGUGUUAUCCUCAAGGCCAAUGAGACCUUUGCCUUUGUGGGCAAUGUGACGCACUACGCCCAGGUCUGGCUUAACAUCUCUUCGGAGAUCCGAAGCUUCCUGGAGCAAGGCAGGCUGCAGCAGCAUCUCCACUGGCUGCAGCAGUACGUGGCUGACCUGCGCCUGCACCCUGAAGCGAUGAACCUGUCCCUGGAGGAGCUGCCGCCUGCCCUGCGCCAGGACAGCUUCUCACUGCCCAAUGGCACAGCCCUCCUGCAGCAGCUCGACACAAUUGACAAUGCAGCCUGUGGCUGGAUCCAGUUCAUGUCCAAGGUGAGUGUAGACAUCUUCAAGGGUUUUCCUGAUGAGGAGAGCAUUGUCAAUUACACACUCAACCAGGCCUACCAGGAUAACGUCACAGUGUUUGCCAGUGUGAUCUUCCAGACACGGAAGGAUGGCUCCCUCCCUCCACACGUACAUUACAAGAUUCGCCAGAACUCGAGCUUCACUGAGAAAACCAAUGAGAUUCGACGUGCUUAUUGGCGCCCAGGGCCCAACACGGGUGGCCGCUUCUACUUCCUCUAUGGCUUCGUCUGGAUCCAGGACAUGAUGGAGCGUGCCAUCAUCAACACAUUUGUGGGGCACGACGUGGUGGAGCCUGGCAACUAUGUGCAGAUGUUCCCGUACCCCUGCUACACCCGUGAUGACUUCCUGUUUGUCAUCGAGCACAUGAUGCCACUGUGCAUGGUGAUCUCUUGGGUCUACUCUGUGGCCAUGACUAUUCAGCAUAUCGUGGCGGAGAAAGAGCAUCGGCUCAAGGAGGUAAUGAAGACGAUGGGCCUGAACAACGCUGUGCACUGGGUGGCCUGGUUCAUCACAGGCUUUGUGCAGCUGUCCAUCUCAGUGACAGCUUUGACCGCCAUCCUCAAGUACGGCCAGGUGCUCAUGCACAGCCACGUGCUCAUUAUCUGGCUCUUCCUUGCUGUCUAUGCUGUGGCCACCAUCAUGUUCUGCUUCCUGGUGUCUGUGCUGUACUCGAAGGCUAAGUUGGCCUCAGCCUGUGGUGGCAUCAUCUACUUCUUGAGCUACGUUCCCUACAUGUAUGUGGCAAUCCGUGAGGAGGUGGCCCAUGAUAAGAUCACUGCCUUCGAGAAGUGCAUUGCGUCCCUGAUGUCCACAACAGCCUUUGGCCUGGGCUCCAAGUACUUCGCACUGUAUGAGGUGGCAGGCGUGGGUAUCCAGUGGCACACAUUCAGCCAGUCCCCCGUGGAGGGAGACGACUUCAACCUGCUCCUUGCUGUCACCAUGCUUAUGGUGGACACAGUGGUCUAUGGCGUGCUCACUUGGUACAUUGAGGCAGUACACCCAGGCAUGUAUGGGCUGCCCCGGCCCUGGUACUUCCCACUGCAGAAGUCCUAUUGGCUGGGCAGUGGGCGGACAGAGGCCUGGGAGUGGAGCUGGCCAUGGGCACACACACCACGCCUCAGCGUUAUGGAGGAAGACCAGGCCUGUGCCAUGGAGAGCCGCCACUUCGAGGAGACACGCGGUAUGGAGGAGGAACCCACCCACCUGCCCUUGGUCGUCUGUGUGGACAAGCUCACCAAGGUCUAUAAGAAUGACAAGAAGCUGGCCUUGAACAAACUGAGCCUCAAUCUCUAUGAGAACCAGGUGGUCUCUUUCCUAGGCCAUAAUGGGGCUGGCAAGACCACUACCAUGUCUAUCCUGACCGGACUGUUCCCACCCACGUCGGGCUCUGCCACUAUCUAUGGGCACGACAUCCGCACAGAGAUGGACGAGAUCCGCAAGAACCUGGGCAUGUGCCCACAGCACAAUGUGCUCUUUGACCGGCUCACUGUGGAGGAGCACCUCUGGUUCUACUCACGGCUCAAGAGCAUGGCACAAGAGGAGAUCCGCAAAGAGACGGACAAGAUGAUUGAGGACCUGGAGCUUUCCAAUAAGCGGCACUCGCUGGUGCAGACACUGUCUGGGGGCAUGAAGCGCAAGCUCUCAGUGGCCAUUGCCUUUGUGGGUGGCUCUAGAGCCAUUAUCUUGGAUGAGCCCACGGCUGGCGUGGACCCCUAUGCACGCCGCGCCAUCUGGGACCUCAUUCUGAAGUACAAGCCAGGCCGCACUAUCCUCCUCUCCACCCACCACAUGGAUGAGGCCGACCUGCUGGGGGAUCGGAUUGCCAUCAUCUCCCACGGGAAGCUCAAGUGCUGCGGCUCCCCCCUCUUUCUCAAGGGUGCCUAUGGUGAUGGGUACCGCCUCACGUUGGUCAAGCGGCCUGCAGAGCCUGGCACCUCCCAAGAGCCAGGGCUGGUCUCCAGCCCCCCAGGUCGUGCUCAGCUGAGCAGCUGCUCGGAGCCCCAGGUGUCCCAGUUCAUCCGCAAGCACGUGGCCUCAUCCCUGCUGGUCUCCAACACCAGCACUGAGCUCUCCUACAUCCUGCCCAGUGAGGCCGUCAAGAAGGGGGCCUUCGAGCGCCUCUUCCAGCAAUUGGAGCAUAGCCUGGAUGCAUUGCAUCUGAGCAGUUUUGGGCUGAUGGACACAACCCUGGAGGAGGUGUUCCUCAAGGUGUCUGAGGAGGACCAGUCACUGGAGAACAGCGAAGCUGAUGUAAAGGAGUCCCGGAAGGAUGUGCUGCCUGGGGCAGACGGCCUGACGUCUGUGGAGGGUCAAGCUGGCAACCUGGCUCGGUGCUCAGAACUGGCCCAGUCACAGGCAUCACUGCUGUCUGCAUCCUCUGUGGGCUCUACCCGCGGUGACGAGGGCACUGGCUACGCCGAUGUCUACGGUGACUACCGUCCCCUCUUUGACAACUUGCCGGACCCAGACAAUGUCAGCUUACAAGAGGCAGAAAUGGAGGCCCUGGCUCGGGUCGGCCAGGGCAGCCGCAAGCUGGAGGGCUGGUGGCUGAAGAUGCGGCAGUUCCACGGGCUCCUGGUGAAGCGUUUCCACUGUGCUCGUCGAAACUCCAAAGCUCUUUGCUCUCAGAUCCUGCUGCCUGCCUUCUUUGUCUGUGUGGCCAUGACCGUGGCGUUGUCUGUUCCUGAGAUAGGUGACCUGCCUCCCCUGGUCCUGUCACCGUCUCAGUACCACAACUAUACCCAGCCCCGCGGCAACUUCAUCCCCUAUGCUAAUGAGGAACGCCGGGAGUACCGAUUGCGGCUGUCACCUGAUGCCAGCCCCCAGCAGUUGGUGAGCACGUUCCGGCUGCCCUCUGGCGUGGGUGCCACGUGUGUGCUCAAGUCUCCCGCCAACGGCUCCCUGGGGCCCGUGCUGAACCUUAGCAGCGGAGAGUCCCGCCUGCUGGCCGCACGGUUCUUCGACAGCAUGUGCCUGGAGUCCUUCACACAGGGACUGCCGCUGUCCAACUUCGUGCCGCCCCCACCCUCACCUGCCCCUUCUGACUCACCGGUGUCCCCGGAUGAGGACUCGCUGCAAGCCUGGAACGCCUCCCUGCCACCUACGACUGGACCAGAGACAUGGACGUCGGCACCGUCUCUGCCACGCCUAGUGCGCGAACCUGUCCGCUGUACCUGCUCUGCACAGGGCACAGGCUUCUCUUGCCCCAGCAGUGUGGGUGGGCAUCCGCCCCAGAUGAGGGUGGUCACAGGUGACAUCCUGACCGACAUCACCGGCCACAAUGUCUCUGAGUACCUGCUCUUCACAUCUGACCGUUUCCGGCUACACCGAUAUGGAGCCAUCACCUUUGGUAAUGUUCAGAAGUCCAUCCCAGCCUCCUUCGGUGCCCGGGCCCCGCCUAUGGUGCGGAAGAUCGCAGUACGAAGGGUGGCCCAGGUGCUCUACAAUAACAAGGGCUACCAUAGCAUGCCCACCUACCUCAACAGCCUCAACAAUGCCAUCCUGCGUGCAAACCUGCCCAAGAGCAAGGGUAACCCGGCAGCCUAUGGCAUCACUGUCACCAACCACCCCAUGAACAAGACCAGUGCUAGCCUCUCCCUGGAUUACCUACUGCAGGGCACAGACGUGGUCAUCGCCAUCUUUAUCAUUGUGGCCAUGUCCUUCGUGCCGGCCAGUUUCGUGGUCUUCCUUGUGGCAGAGAAAUCCACCAAGGCCAAGCACCUGCAGUUCGUCAGCGGGUGCAACCCUGUCAUCUACUGGCUAGCCAACUACGUGUGGGACAUGCUCAAUUACCUGGUCCCAGCGACCUGCUGUGUCAUCAUCCUGUUUGUGUUUGAUCUGCCGGCCUACACGUCGCCCACCAACUUCCCAGCGGUGCUCUCCUUGUUCCUGCUCUAUGGGUGGUCCAUCACACCCAUCAUGUACCCAGCCUCCUUCUGGUUUGAGGUCCCCAGCUCAGCCUACGUGUUCCUCAUCGUCAUCAACCUUUUCAUCGGCAUCACGGCCACCGUGGCUACCUUCCUUCUGCAGCUUUUUGAGCAUGACAAGGAUCUGAAGGUUGUCAACAGUUACCUGAAAAGCUGCUUCCUCAUCUUCCCCAACUACAACCUGGGCCACGGGCUCAUGGAGAUGGCCUACAAUGAGUACAUCAACGAAUACUACGCCAAGAUUGGCCAGUUUGACAAGAUGAAGUCCCCAUUUGAGUGGGACAUUGUCACACGUGGGCUGGUGGCCAUGACAGUGGAGGGCUUCGUGGGAUUCUUCCUCACCAUCAUGUGCCAGUAUAACUUCCUGCGGCAGCCACAACGCCUGCCUGUGUCUACUAAACCUGUGGAGGAUGACGUGGACGUCGCCAGUGAGCGGCAGAGAGUGCUCCGUGGGGAUGCUGACAAUGACAUGGUCAAGAUCGAGAACCUGACCAAGGUGUACAAGUCUCGGAAGAUUGGCCGCAUCCUGGCCGUGGACCGCCUUUGCCUGGGCGUGCGCCCUGGAGAGUGCUUUGGGCUCCUUGGCGUCAACGGAGCGGGAAAGACCAGCACCUUCAAGAUGCUGACUGGUGAUGAGAGCACAACAGGAGGCGAGGCCUUUGUCAACGGGCACAGUGUGCUCAAGGACCUGCUUCAGGUACAGCAGAGCCUUGGCUACUGCCCGCAGUUCGAUGCUCUGUUUGAUGAGCUCACGGCUCGGGAACACCUACAACUGUACACCCGGCUGCGCGGCAUCCCCUGGAAGGAUGAAGCACAGGUGGUGAAGUGGGCCCUGGAGAAGCUGGAACUGACAAAGUAUGCGGACAAGCCCGCUGGGACCUACAGCGGCGGCAACAAAAGGAAGCUCUCCACAGCCAUUGCACUCAUUGGGUACCCUGCCUUCAUCUUUCUGGAUGAGCCCACCACUGGCAUGGACCCUAAGGCCAGGCGCUUCCUGUGGAACCUCAUUCUGGACCUCAUCAAGACAGGACGCUCGGUGGUGCUGACGUCACACAGCAUGGAGGAGUGUGAGGCUCUGUGCACGCGGCUGGCCAUCAUGGUGAACGGACGACUGCGCUGCCUGGGCAGCAUCCAGCACCUCAAGAACAGGUUUGGGGAUGGCUACAUGAUCACUGUCAGGACCAAAAGCAGCCAGAAUGUGAAGGAUGUGGUGCGGUUCUUCAACCGGAACUUCCCAGAGGCCAUGCUCAAGGAACGGCAUCACACGAAGGUGCAGUACCAGCUCAAGUCAGAGCACAUCUCUCUGGCUCAGGUGUUCAGCAAGAUGGAGCAGGUGGUGGGCGUGCUGGGCAUCGAGGACUACUCAGUCAGCCAGACCACCCUGGACAACGUAUUUGUGAACUUUGCCAAGAAGCAGAGUGACAAUGUGGAGCAGCAAGAGACUGAACCCUCGACCUUGCCAUCUCCCCUUGGACUACUCAACCUGCUGAGGCCCCGCCCCGCACCCACGGAGCUCCGGGCACUGGUGGCUGAUGAGCCAGAGGACCUGGACACGGAGGAUGAGGGGCUCAUCAGCUUUGAGGAAGAGCGGGCCCAGCUCUCCUUCAACACGGACACGCUCUGCUGACCAUCAAGAACCAAGUCAGGGAUGCAGCUGUGGGGGGCAGAGGUCAGGCGGUGGCCAUAGCCCUGUCACACACGCCAGGCCCUGGAAAGGCAGGUUCAGGACCAAAGGGCUCCCGCCCUCCUCCCAACUACCACCAUCCUCACCUCAUCCUGCGGUCACUCUGGCCGCCCUCUCCCAAUUGUGCCAAAGGCUGGCCUGGCCCUGGGCUGCACAUACCCUCACCCUGCUUUGCCUUAAAGCCUUGGGUCUUGGCCCAGCCCCUUACCCUACCCAGCACCAUCACCUUCCCAGGGUGACAUGGGCUGCCCCAAGCAUCCUGUGACCCUUCUCUGCAGCGGCCCCGAGUCUACCCAGGCCAGCGUCUUGCACAGAUGUCUUUUCGUGGACAUCCCUGACUGCAGGAGGGGGCCGGGCAGCUUGCCUACUUCCUUUGCAUUAAGAGCCUCCCUCACUCUGCUGUUGUGAAGAAGUUAGGCUACCCAUGGGAAGCCAUGAAUGUGGUUGCCUCGGCCCUGGUGGAAUUGCAGGAAUGGAGAAGCUGGGCUUGCUGGCCAGGUGAGGGGCCACUGCCCCCUCCCUGUCCCCUCAAGCUGCCUUUGCUCUCCCAUCCAGCUUGGCCCUUCCCGCCACCCACCGGGGAGCGGGACCUUGUAUAUAGCGCACAGAUGUUUGUUUUCAAUAAAUAAGCAAAAAAAAAAAAAAAAAAAAAAAAAAAAAAGCCCGUGGGAUCCUGUGCAUGUGACAGGGAGUUGGGGUGAAGGCAGGCCCAUUGGGCCAGGGUGUAGUCUGACUGUACCAGGUGUGAAGGGAGGGGCUGUUCAGAUGGGGAGAUCUAUCAUUUUCCUCUCCCUGCCCAUGCAGCCCAGACCCCUGCUCUGUGGGCGGGUCCUAGGUGGGCUUCUGGAAGGGGUUGUGCAGUGUUGUUCAUCCAGCACUGAUGCUGUCCCUCAGCAUCUUAGCAUCCCCCCAACAAGGCCUACUGCCCACAGUGAGCCCAUUUGUUCCGGGCUGCCUCUACUUCCUGAAAAGUGGAGGGGGUUCUGGGAGAAGAUCUCCAGGAGUCUGGGUGCAUAAGAAUUUCCCAAAGGCGGUGGGCCUGUGCUAGCGGGUGUCUGGUGAGGUGAAGUCCAUACCUCACAUUGCCCCUGCUAGGUGGUAAAGUGGGUCAAUGUACAGAAAGGCCCUAAGGCACAGAGCUUAGGAAAACAAGAUCCAGGAGGAACAGGGCCCAGGAGAAAUGGGGCUUGGGAACUCAGAUUAACUAGUGAUGGGGCUCUGUGUAUGCCACACAGGAGUCGGGGCAACAGGUUGAAGGGUCUCAGACUCACACUUCUGUCUUGUUCAGGUUCCCCCCUGAGACUUUUCAAGUGCUUAGAGAUUAGGGACAGAGAAGCCCCCGAGGAGGAUAGAGGGCUGGCUGGCACCCUGUGAGGGAAAGGAGAGAAGAAGGAAGGGUGGGAGUGGGCAGGGUGCCAAGGUGCUGUGUCCUGUGGGCUACGAAAGCUGCAGGGCCCUCUGCGGUCCCAGAGGCUGGGCCAGUGGGUGGAGAGGAAAAGCAGGGGGGACAGAGGGUGAGCUUGUUAAGACACAGGAAUGGGGCUGUGUGUGGGGGUAAGAACACUUGAUAGUCUUCCAGAGGAUCAGAUUCAGUUUCCAGCACCCACGUUGGGUUGUUCCUAACUCUGUAAUUACAGUUUCAGGGGAUACAGUUUCUGGCUUCCACAGAUACCCACACACAUGUGGUACACACACAGAUGUGUGUAUAUACACAUAAGUAAAAGUUUAUUCCAGGAGUUGGGAGUGAUGGCUCAACAGUUAGCACCCCUCGCUCUUCCACAGGACCCUAGUUCAGUCCAGCGUUCAUGUCAGGUGGGCCACACCCACCUGUCACUCCAGCUCUAGAGGAUCCUAUGUUCUCUUAAUCCCAGCACUCGGGAGGCAGAGGCAGGCGGAUCUCUGUGAGUUUGAGGCCAGCCUGGUCUACAGAGUGAGUUUCAGGACAGUCAGGACUGUUACACAGAGAAACCCUGUCUCAAAAAACCAAAAUAAUAAUAAUAAUAAUAAUAAUAAUAAUAAUAAUAAUAAUAAUAUAAUAAAAAUAAAAUUUUAAGAAACCUAAAAUACUUGACUCUUGGCAUAGGCCUAUAAUCUCAGCUCCUGGGGUGCUGAAGCAGAAUUGCAAGUUCAGGCCCACCUGGUCUACAAAAUGAGUCAAGGCUAUCCUGAACAACUUACAAAGACCCUGUUUCAAAAAGUAAGUUGGGUAUCAUGGUGCAUACAUUUAAUCCCAGCACUCAUUGGCAGCAGCAGGUGGCUCUCUGUGAGUUCAAGGCCAGCCUGGUCUAUAUAACAACUUCAGGCCAGCCAGAGCCACAUAGUGAGACCCUAUCUCAAAAUAAACAAAAGGAAAAGGGGGUUGGGGACACAGCUCAGUGGUAGAGCACCUGCCUAGCAUGCUUGAGGUUCUAGGUUCAAUCUGCAAUACCAUCAAAACAACAGUGAAUGUGGCAGGCACCUAAGGGGUGACUCCUGAGGGUUUUCUCUGGCUCACACACACACACAUACACACACACACACACACACACACACACACACACACACACACACACACACACGGAUCCUGAAUUCCAAAAGCGAAUCCAGAGCCUGGUGUCUGGGAUCCAAUGAAGGGCACUAAUUCGUGCCCUUAAAACAGAGCAUGAAUUUGGAGGAAUUGCUUUAAGCUUCUGAAUUUGUGACAAUCUGAAGGUGUACCCCAUCAUCUUAUUUUUGAAACUUCCAGAACAGUUGCAAGGAAAGAACAGUGUACACCCUGUGCCCUCUGCACAAGCUCGUGAUUUAAAACACUCUGUUUUUGUUUUUUCAAGACAGGAUUUCUCUAUGUAGCUUUGGUUGUCCUGGGACUUGAUCUGUAGACCAGGCUGGCCUCGAACUCACAGAGACCCACCUGCCUCUGCCUCCUGAAUGCUGAGAUUAAAGGGGUGCGCCACCAUACCCAGCCUAUGGUUUUUGGCGCAAUCUGUAAGCACGAUUCUUGUGCUAACCCAUCAGAAAAUAAGUAGCAGCCCAGAACUAGCAGCUGCACCCCUCCUCUGAGUGCAAGGACCUCUCUCUGGGGACAACAAGGACACAGUGCUGUCACUCCAUAGUCUGAGGCAUUUCCUAUGUAGCUAUUAAAAAAGCUCCAGGACACAGGACCUUUGAGGCUCCCACCAUCCCCAUCUCAAGCCCAGUAGGCUGAGGAGCUGAGCAGGGCUAGAAGGAACAGAAGCAUCUGGGUGGCCAGCGACCAGAAGCUUCUGCUGUAAGAGCAGCACAGGCUACGGACUGGAGGCCAGUCAGGGCAACCGUGUGUGCCGCCGGCAGGGCUCCAGGGCCAUCACUAUUGCCCUUACCCUUUACUUUGGCACAAAUUACCCAUCAACCAGCCAGGGCCUACAACAACCAGCCGAACAGUUAUCCAGCGCCCACCAACUCCGUGGUCAUUGGAGGUGGACUGGCUGCAGUUGGGACUCUGAAAGACUCACAUUCUGAAGUUUUCAAUCUGGUAAUAGUGAAGUGCUAUGGUGAAUAAAUGGGAUUCAUGGCAUGCA